This is a messenger RNA of Cherax quadricarinatus, 871 nucleotides long. NCBI's taxonomy places the organism in Eukaryota, Metazoa, Arthropoda, Malacostraca, Decapoda, Parastacidae. The record is from RefSeq and is a predicted model, not a curated record.
AUGCAUCUCUUUGAUAAACAUGAGAUGACCAGUGAAAAUUGGAUCCUGUUCCAUCUGCAGGUGCGUGUCUGCUGUCUCAGCAGCAGCAUCUCUGCUCUGUCAGAGGUAUCAUCCCUGCUGUCAGAGGCAUCAUCUCUGCUCUGUCAGAGGCAUCAUCUCUGCUCUGUCAGAGGCAUCAUCUCUGCUCUGUCAGAGGCAACAUCUCUGCUCUCUCAGAAGCAUCAUCUUUGCUGCGUCACCAGCAGCAUCUCUACUCUACCAGAAGCAGCAUCUCUACUGUCUCACCAGCGGCAUUUCUGCUUUCUCAGCAACAGCAUCUCUGCUCUCUCACCACCAGCAUCACUUCUCUCCCACCACCAGCAUCACUUCUCUCCCACCACCAGCAUCACUUCCCUCCCACCACCAGCAUCACUUCUCUCCCAACACCAGCAUCACUUCUCUCCCACCACCAGCAUCACUGCUCUCUCAGCAGACGAUACCACCUGCACUACCACCAUCCCUACUACCACGACUACCAGCACCAUGAAGGCUACCAGCGUCUCCCUGCUGCUAUGUGUGGUGGUCGUCGUUGUCUCAGUCCCCCAGAACGACCUCGUAAAUGACAGUCAUCUACGGAUCUUUCCUUCAUUUAGUGUCAACAUCCCAACAGUGACCAGUCAGGUGCCUGGGAUCUUCCUGUGUACCUCAAAUAUCCUGUGUCUGGCGACCACUGCCGCUCCAGCGUCGGGAAAAUGAGCCUUCGCUACCCUAGUUAUGUCACUGUUGCUGCACUGUUGUCACUGUUGCUGCACUGUCAGCUAGUGCUGGAGCACUGUUGUCAGGCACUGUUGUUAGUGAAGGUGGCAGUGCACCUGCAAUCUUGUGCACACUU